Messenger RNA from Cylicocyclus nassatus, 2466 nucleotides. NCBI's taxonomy places the organism in Eukaryota, Metazoa, Nematoda, Chromadorea, Rhabditida, Strongylidae. The record is from the annotation of a GenBank genome assembly.
AUGUCUCCCAGAUACGCUAAUGACUACACAGAAACGCACAAUGCUAUGGUGCAUCCUUUCGCAUCUUCCAGCAGAGGCGCCGUUUUGGAUAUAGCUGUUCCUGAUGAGCAGCGCAUAUACGGCCGUGGAGAACCCGCACCACUGGAAUCAAGAUCGGUUGUCUACGGUGUACAAAAUUUUCGAAGAUCACUGAAUACUCUCAGAGCUCAAAAAUCAAAGAGACGAAUGGAGACAAAAGAUAGCGCAAAAGAAUUAAGUAUAAGCGACAGUGAAGCGUCCAACCUCGCAUCUGCUUCCUCAUUAGGAUAUCGUCCACCACCGCCAACAGUACGUCGUGAAAUAGAUAUUUUACCUCGCUGCUCCUAUGAUGCCGACAAAUGGGCACUUCAUAUGGAGUCCACGCUCACUUACGCCGUCAUGUUUGACAGAAGAACUGGCGGAUCCUGCCGCGAGUGCUUGGACAGAUGCACUGAAAAACAGGGAGGAGUAUGGACAUGCCGAUCGGUCGUCUAUGAUAGCAACUGGCACAUCUGCGAUUUGUUCGCUGUUGUCGCUAGCGCAGCUCCGUUCACUUUGGUCGAUUAUAAAGGAAGAGAUUAUUUUGAAUAUCUCGCAGCACUUCCUCCAUCCGAUGAUGAGCUUUCACGGAUGAACGACUUUGCUCGACAGCAGCAAAUCGCCAUCGAAAAGAGAUACAUCGAAAAAUGCUCAAAUGAUCCUCCCAAGGCAUCUGAUGUGAAAACGGAGCAGGUGGAAAAAAUUUACAACGCGAUACCGAUAGAAGCACAGCUGGAAGCAGAGAAACGAGAACUUGAGAAGAAAGAGAAAGAACAAAAGCGAAAGGAACGCAAAUUGCAGAAAAUCAACAAAGAAAAGAUGCUCAUGACUGUUUCGCCUCCAGUCAUAAAAUCAGAGGUUGUUUUGCCAGUUCCGGACUUAGAGGAAAUAGCCAUGGAUUUGGAAACAUUAACAACAGUGACAGAGACAGAAGAAACCACACCGGCUACUACAGAAGAUCCUUGCAGAGAAAAGACGAUGGAAACGGAUAUUUCCACUGAACCGACCACGGCGCCCACUACAACUCAAUCUCCUGCAUCAACAAAAACCAUUAGAAGAAAACCUGCUGGAAAGACAAGGACUAAGAAAAUGCAAAAUAAGGAGAAGAAAUUAAAAGAGAGCCAAGUGCGACUUGAAUUGAAUGAAGAGUACAAGGCAGCAACCCUUUACCCGGGCCAGAGCCAAAGGCGUAGACCUCAGAAAAUUAUCAGAAGGAGACCCGCUAGAGUGUUUAGAACAAAUCAGACCCUGGCCACAACUACAGAAGUAAUCCAAGAUCUGACCUCAGAGCUCGCUAGGAGGAAGAUCCAACUUUAUCAGAUGAGGAAAGCAGCGGAAGCUAAAGCUAAAGCUCCUGAGGUCAAGAUGCGAAGAGUUCGUCUUGAAGGUCAACGACUUUACGGUGAUGUAAGCGGAGAAGAUUUUGAUGAUCCUUGGAGCAAGGAGCAAGCAGCUGAUGAGGAGGAGAUAACAGUAAAUGAAGGCGAUGUUACCAAAUCUAAGACUGGCAAGCACAGACAGAAGAAAGUGGAUGAGAGAAAACCAAUGAAAAAAGGACUUUCCCUAAGGAAGCUUCGCAAAUCCGGGCAUACAACAAUCGUGACAAACGCUCCCUCAUUGACUUUAGAAGGCACAACAUCGACUGUUGGCCUUUCACCUGCAGCUCUGAGAGCCGCGUUAUCGAAGGAGAUAAGAAAUUUCGUAUCGAAAGAGUUGAAACAUAAAUACUGGAGGAUGCAUGGUACAGCACUUCUCAAAGGUAAAGAAGAAGUGGACGCACCGUCAGGACUUGAGCCGAUGGUCAAGAAGUCGAAGUCAGCAAAGAAGAAAAAGGAGAAUCUUACGUCGAGCGUCUGCAAUGACAAGGAGAAAGUCGUUAUGAUGUUGUUUGUGAAUUCGACACGAAAGGCUUACACACCUGCUGUUGAUAUUGUAAAAGCACAGAAUCAGGAGGAUUGCCUGGAAUUCUGCGAAAGAAGCUUGGAUUGUUCUUCGGCCGUUUACUCCUCUCAUCUGUGCGAGAUGUCCGCAACACGAGCUCGACACACUGUUCCCGACAUAAGGCCGUCAGCAGAAGACACUUAUAUCGAAAAAGCCUGCGUCGCAAGCUCCGUAAUAAGAGGAAGAGCAACACAUAUAAUUGGUGCAGUGAACCACAUUUUGGCAGGAUUUGUGGAACAAGUUGAGGACGCCUACAGCGUUGAAGACUGCAUCACAGCCUGCUAUGACGCACUAAAGCAGCAUGGUUUUCAUUGCAUGUCAGCAAUGUGGUAUCCAUUGGACAAAGAGCAGAAUUGUCUUCUGAAUGGCGAAUCUCGGAAAACGCACCCAGCCUUGUUUAUUCCCGAAGUAGGUUUUGGCUACCAGUUCCUUGAAACUUACACUAAUCACUGUGAAAUAUUAGGCUGA